ACCUGCCGGGCGUGCCGGGCCGCGAGGAAAGCGAGAGUGGAGCGGAGCGCGCGCAGCCGAGAGGAGUGCCAGCAGAGCCGCGCAGCGAGUGAUAGUGACAGCGGCAGCGAGUGACAGCCGAGAGGAGUGACAGCGGAGCCGCGCAGCGAGUGGUAGUGACAGCGCCAGCGAGUGACGACCGGCGCCCAUCGCCAGUGACUUGACAGUGAUUCUGAAGCCCGGACAACAACUCUCAGGAUUACGACCGCCGGUUGGCGAUGAGGUGCAGGUCCUGCAGGAGGCCCUAGGCACCCAGCUGACCAGCAGCCUCAGCAGCGCACCGCCAGCACCAGCCACAGCAGCGAGGACGUCCAGCAUGAUGGAGACGUGGAUGGAGGACGUGCAGCGGCACUGUGCGCCGUGGACCCGCUGCCAGUCGCAGUACAACAGCGCGGCCUGCCUGCCCCAGAGCGAGGUGCAGAUGAUGAAUGGAGAUACGUCAGUCCUGGCGCCACACAUUAAGAAAGAAGUUGAACAGAACACGUUCCAAGCUUGUAGUCCAUCUAACAGUGAAAUGUACUCACCCACAACCACAGUACUACCGCAAGAUAUGGAGUAUUGUGAAAGCCAAGAGUCACAAAGGUAUGAAGUCUCCCAAUCUCACUCACCUGGAAGCCCUGAUCAGCAGUUUUGUUCUUCUACAACACAGUCUAUUGGUGAUGCCAUGAUGGGUCAUAUUGAGGAGGGAAUGAAGGAAGAGGAUGUUCCAAGACGACUCUGUCUUGUAUGUGGUGAUGUUGCUUCAGGAUUUCACUAUGGUGUAGCAUCAUGUGAGGCAUGCAAAGCAUUUUUUAAGAGGACAAUUCAAGGAAACAUUGAGUACACUUGCCCUGCAUCAAACGACUGUGAGAUCAACAAAAGGCGCCGCAAAGCCUGUCAAGCCUGCCGCUUCCAGAAAUGUCUGCGAAUGGGUAUGUUGAAGGAAGGUGUUCGCCUUGACCGUGUUCGUGGAGGGCGUCAGAAGUAUCGACGCAAUCUUGACAUACCCUAUCAAGUGCCAGCUCAUGUGCCUGCAAAGCCAACUCCCACCUUACAAGAUAACAAAAUGCUUGAAGCACUAGCAGCAUGUGAACCUGAUCCGCUUGUUGUCUCUCCUGAACCUCGGCAAUCUGGUAUCAGCCCAGAAACUCGAACUUUGAGUAUGCUCAGUGACUUGUAUGAUCGUGAACUGGUGAACAUAAUCAGCUGGGCUAAGCUGAUUCCAGGGUUUUUGGAGUUGCCUCUAAAUGACCAAAUGAGGCUGUUGCAAAGUACAUGGGCUGAAAUUUUGACCCUUACUUUGUCCUUUCGAUCAUUGCCAAGCACAGGAACACUUCGAUUCGCUGAUGACUUCACCCUUGAUGAAAAGCAAGCAAGGGACUGUGGUGCACUUGAGCUGUAUCAGCAGUGUACACAAAUUGUGGAGCGCUUGGAAAGGCUAUCUAUUGCCAAAGAGGAAUAUUUCUUGCUUAAAGCUCUGGUUUUAGCCAACUCAGAUGUCCGUCUUGACCAAUUUCAUGUUUUGAAAAAGUUCAGAGAUUCAAUUCUGUCAGCACUUGAAAACUGUGUGUUGGUAGUAAGACCAAAUAACUCCACAUACCAUUUGCAGCAUUUGCUGCUUUGUCUACCUUGUCUUCGACAGGCAGACACUGCUGUCCGUCGGUAUUGGAGUGGUGUUCAUAGAGAAAACAAGGUCCCCAUGAAUAAGCUGUUUGUUGAAAUGCUGGAAGCAUGUGUACGGUAACUUGUUUGAGUCCCCAUUGAUAUGUUUAAUCACCUCAAGUGUAAUUGGCCUAGUACUUAGUGUACUGCUAUUACUAUGCAUAUAGUUUCCUAAAGCAAUUUGGAUGGCAGCUAUUUCUGCAAUAAUAUUGAUAGAUUUCUGCUGUUUUAGUAACAUUGUUAUAUCUUAAUUUCACAAAAGAUAUUUCUUAGUUGCUAGUUUUACUGCAAAUCUGUUGGGGUUGCCACCUGUGUAUUGUGGUUAAACGGAAUUUUGGCCUUAGUGUAAUUCUGAAAUCAAAGUGGCACUCAUGGUAAAGAACAAGCUGCAACCACUAGCUAGCACUAACCUUCUACCUGUAGCGCAUACUAACUUAAUGUGAUACUGCUUCUAGCUCUAGAUACUAGAAAUUGAGAUCUUGUUUGUCAAAUGAACUAUGUGAAGGAACAAUAGGAUAAGCUGACCUUGUCAGUGCAGCUUUGCCUGUAGUUUGGUCUCAGGGAAGGAGGCAUCACUGUGUUAAUUGUCAUUUGCCAUCUUGCACAUGUGAUGUUAUCAGAUUUUUCUCGAUCAGUUAUAUCCAUUAGAUUAUUGGAUAUAUUCCUGAUGUGUAAAAAUCUUUUGUAUAAGAAAUUCAGUUUAAAAUUUGGAGAAACUUACAACAUAUUUUCAUCAAUCUCUACUGCCACUUGAGUGUUCUUCUCACAGAACUGCCAAAAAUUAGUUUCUUGCAUGUGCUGGACUGGAUUGAUAUGAAAGAAAAUCAAGGAAGCCAGAACUCCUUACCUUUGGUGCCUCCUGUAUUUUAUUUCUUUAUUUAAAUUGUAAUAUUUCUUAAUUGACAAAGGAAACGCCUCAGUUACUAGAUAGUUAGCAACUCUGAAUAAGCAAAUAGUAUCUGUUGGAUUGAAAUUUUUUACCAAAUGGAUUUAUUGCGUUAAGAGCAUGCUCAGGAACUAGUCCCCUGAGCUGGAAAAUGUUUGCCAGCUGCAUAUAAUAUGGAUAUCAAAUUUCUUGCUGACCAGAGGAUAUUUAUCUUCAAAGUAAGAUGUUUUUUCCCCUUUGACUUCAAUGGGAAAUGUCUACAAGUACAGUAUGUAUGAGUAUUUUUGUAAUUUUUUGUUUUUAGUACCAUGAGAGCAAACAAUCUUUCAUCACACCUUUUGUUAGGUCACUGUUACUUGCGCUCUAUAAACAAUAAGAGCUUGAAGAUAAGUGGUCUGACUUGUCCUACUGUUAGCAUCUAUUUUCAAAUUGUCUCCUUUGUCAAUUUAUUUUUCAAAUGAAUCAAAUUUGUCCAAAAAUCGUGAGUUUGUGCACCUUAACAUUUCUGUGGUGUCUGUGUACAUACAUUUUAGUAAAUAUAUAUUUUUAAGGACAUAUCACAUUAGGAAAAGGGUCAAAGAGUUACGAUACAUUACGAUUGGCUGUUUGGUGUAGAACAGUUAUGUGUGCCAAAUAUGGUGAGAAAGUUUGUAAUGGUAAGAUAUUCCCUUUUUGUGGGACUGCAGAAGUGUUGGUUGAUUAACAGUACAAAGGUCAGAUGGACAUAAAUGCCUUGGAAAUAAGUCCCUGGAUUUUAGUUUUGAAAUGUGCCUUCUUAAAAGAUGGGAAAAUUUUGUCCUCUAAUUAUUCACACAGUAAUGUUGCUUUGAAAAAGGUGUUUUAACUUCCUGUAGUCACACUGAUGUAGUACAAAUGCUUUGUUUCCCUUUUUUUUUUGUUUGGAUAACUUUUCCCAAACACUCCUGAUACGAGUGGUGUUCUGUAUAUGCAAAGGAUGACUCUGAUCAGGAUGACGCUUAAAUAUUAGUUGGUCUAACUAAUGUUCUAUCUAAAAUUGAUUUGUUUUUGAGUUACUUGCAUCUUUCUGGUUAUUAAUUGUAAUGUGUACUCUUUUUGUUCCAAUUGUGCACUUCGGGUCAACAUACAUUUUAAUUUUUAGCCCUUUAUCUGUUGUUUCUUUUGUUUGUUUUUUCCAAUUGUAUAUUUUGAAUCUUUAUGGAAAUGUAAAUUUUGAUUUCAACUGUAUACUUGUAAGUAUGUUAGUCUAUGCCUGAAAUUCUUACAUUUCAUUUUGGAUGUAUAUAUUAUUGACUCUAUAGAUGUUUCAGUGAGAAAGCUGUUGCUUGUACUUGUGUCCCCCUAACAGUAAUUUUGUUAAGAUCAUGAUUUGUUACAUGUUUUCCAUGUACCUAAGUUCAUGUCUUAAAGUGCUAGAAAUUUGCUUGGAACACACACUGCUUUAUCAGUAGAGCUGUCAGUUUUUUUUUUUUUAAAGUGGACAUGCAGCAAUUAAUUUUUGUUUUUGUAAACGGUUUUUCUUUUAUUUCUUGUUAGGCUCUUCUGAGUUUUAAUAGAACUGUGAAUAAUGUAUAUAUUCAUUAGCAAUGUGUAACUCCCACCUCCAAGGUUCUGUGAAGGUUUCAACAAAAUAACUUUUUUUUUUUAAUCUGUGACUAAAGUUGAAAAGCUGGAAUUGGCCUUGUGAUUUUGAUUGAUUCUUGUCAAUUCGUAUAAUCCUGUGAUUUCCAGCCAGCUCUCCUUUUUUUCUUAAAUUGUAAUCACAGAACUUUGGUUUUCAUGUGAUAGAACUCUAGAAAGUAAUGUUUGUUACACAUGUGUAUUCUUACAUGGUAUGAUAAAAACAUCAAGUCCAAAGGUUAAUUGAUUGUUUGCUGUGAAUUUAUUUUCUUUUUAGAUGGUUCAAUUUUCUGAAUUGUAUCUCCUUUUUAGUUUAUGAAUGAGUGUUUGUGGAUCUCGAUGGCCAUAUCCUCAAUAAUUUUAUUUAAUUCUGCAAGAUGUAUGAUGUGAGUGCACAAAUGAGAAUUAAUGCCACGUAGCUUUUAAUUAUGCAACUCUCUUUUGUUAUUUAGUAUUUGUUUAAAAAAUAAAUUAUGCUGAUUUCUUGUAUAAUGACCUGGUGGGAUGUAGCAUUUACCCAUUUGUAUGAAAUGUGUGUAAUGGUGUGGAUGUACCUGAGUUUUAUGUCUACUGUAUUUGAAUGUGGUCUAUCUGGUUGUCUGCUAAUUGGCCUUGUCAUGCUUUCAGAUGACCAAUGUCAAACUCAGUGUUAAUUAUUUGUACCAAUUAUCCAAAGGUUUUUAAGUAAGAGUGAUGGUUUUAAAUCACAAGAAAAGGCACACAUCUACCUCAUGGGCUGUUUCAUGGAAAAUUGAGAUGAUUGAUAUUAAAUCUUUUACGUUUGUCGGAAAACUAUUGUUUCACAUGUUGUAGAUGUAAAUGGAAGGUUUAUUAAACAAAAAUGAGCAUGAGUAGAACCUACUUUAGGAUUGCUACAGCAUCACCAAGUGUAAAAGGUGGAAAUGUUUGUAUUGACUGUUCAUUCGGUUUACUGUUCAGGCUCUUUAUUAUUUAUGGUACACAUUCUUGAUCUGAGUUUUGUUGAUUUUAUAAAAAUACUGUUGAGGUUGUCCAAGGGAUUUCUGAAAUUUAAUUAUCUAGCAAAGAUUCAAAGUCCUCUUGGUACUUGUAAUUGACAUCUCAUUAUUUUUUUGUAUGUGUGUCUGUUAAGUUUGAUUUCAAGUGGCAGUUAGGUGUGUGGACCAUAGUUGUUGAUUUUGACAGUCUGCAUUAUGUUGUGUUAAGUCAGGGAUGAAUAACAGCUUACACCACUUAGCUCAUUUAGUUUAUUGUUGUUCCAUGAACAUGUUAAAUUUAUUUUGAAAAAGAAAGCUUAAGUGUUUGAAAAAUUGUUAAGUACUCUUGUUAAAUUUGAUUUUGUUUUAAAUUUGAGCUUGAUUUUCAAACCUCAAAAAUUUACUUGAUUUAAUUAUUUAGCCUACUGUUGUUUAGAGUGAAUAUUUUAAAUAAUGUUUUGUCUCAACAAUGUUGAUAACUCCAUAAAUAUUUUUUGUUUAGAUUACAUUGGAUACAUGUUGAGCAAGUGAUAAGCUGGUCUUUCACGUAUAUGAGGGAUAAAGAAUAUAGUUUAUGAUACUAUAGCAGUUAAUGUAUGUCUCACAAAAGCAUACAUACCACAAACUGUGUGGUAACCAAAUUCAGCAUUUUGCCUUCUACUACAUUGCUACAUGAUCAUGAUUGUAUCUAAAAUAUCUCUCUACUGUAUGCGGUGUCUAAAGCAUAUCUUUGUCCAAAAUUCGCUAUGGGAAUAUUGUUAGAUUGGAUUACUUGUAAGACCUGCCGCAUACGUGAUUAAAAUGAAAGAAAUAUGCAUCUAA
Frankliniella occidentalis (western flower thrips) is the source of this 5943-nucleotide messenger RNA. RefSeq names its product steroid hormone receptor ERR2 (gene ERR). Gene Ontology annotation, molecular function: DNA-binding transcription factor activity; sequence-specific DNA binding; zinc ion binding. The coding region runs from base 356 to 1762 and encodes 468 amino acids. Gene Ontology annotation, cellular component: nucleus. Lineage: Eukaryota; Metazoa; Arthropoda; Insecta; Thysanoptera; Thripidae. The transcript has 10 exons. Gene Ontology annotation, biological process: regulation of DNA-templated transcription. The record is from RefSeq and is a predicted model, not a curated record.